AUGUCCUUCUCUUCCGAAAAGGGUAGCCGACGUGGCUCCAUCUCCAUCACCGGCAAACGUCGUGGCUCUGGUACCGAAAAGCUCGAGACGCAUAUUGUCUCGUGGCACACGAGUUCUCACAAGCAUGAACAGUCUCCACACGCUCGUGAAGAGGAGCUCAAGCAGCACUUGGAACGAUUCCAGAAGCUCUUCACCAUCACUCCUCAGCGUCUUCGCAUGAUCACCGACCGUUUCGUCGGCGUUCUGGAACAAGGUCUUCAGAAACCAGGACAGACGGUAUCAAUGCUUCCCGCCUACGUCUUUGGCUGGCCCAGCGGUGACGAGCUGGGAUCCUACCUCGUUCUUGAUCUUGGAGGAACCAACUUGCGUGUUUGCCACGUCCUUCUCAAAGGCGCCGGCAAAUUCGAAAUCACCCAGUCCAAGUUCCGUCUGACGGAAGAGCAGAAGCAGACUGAAGGUCAGAAGCUCUUUGACUUCUGUGCCGACUGUCUUGCCACUUUUAUUGGCGAUCACUUUGGCGAUCAAAACGGCAAUGUGAUUCUGGAGGAGGACCUUGCACUUGGUUUCACCUUCAGUUACCCUAUGGAGCAGGAGAGCAUCGACCACGGCAAGCUCGUUCGAUGGACCAAAGGCUUCGGCAACCCCAACACGGAGGGUCGUGACUGCGCUGCUAUGUUCCGCGAGUCGCUUGCCAAGUACAAGCUGCCGGUCAAGCUGGUUUCGAUCAUCAACGAUACCACGGGUACACUGAUUGCUUCCAACUAUGUCAAUCACGAGACCAGGAUUGCAUGCAUCUUUGGUACGGGCUGUAACGCGGCUUACAUGGAGCGCCUCAAGGAGAUGCCCAAGAUCAAGCACCUUGGUUUGCCAGAAGACGAAGAGAUGGCGGUCAACUGCGAAUAUGGAGCCUUUGACUCGUUCAAGCACGAACACAUGGCCGAAAUCCGUACCAAGUAUGACGAACACAUUGAUCUUACCUCGAACAAACCGCACGAGCAAUCCUACGAAAAGAUGAUUGCAGGUCUCUACUUGGGCGAGAUCUUCCGACUCUGCAUUUGCGACUUGAUCGACGAAGGAGUUCUCUUUCUAGGUCAGAAGACGUAUAAGUUGGAAAAAACAAAUGCCUUUGACACUGCUUUCCUCUCUCUCAUCGAAGCUGAUCCCACCGACGAGCUUCUAACCAUCGCCGGCUUGUUCACGCAUUUCUUCGGGAUCGAUACGACGAUCGAAGAGAGGCAAUUCUUCAGCAAGUUGGCUAAAUUGAUCGGAACACGAUCGGCUAGGUUGAGCUCCUGUGGCAUUGCCGCCUUGGUGACCAAGAUGGGCUAUCUCGAUAAAGGAUGCGGGGUCGGCUGUGAUGGCAGUUUGUAUUCCAAGUAUCCCGGCUUUCCGGACCGCCUACACCAGGCCUUGGAGGAUAUCUUUGGCGAUAAGGGCAGAAACAUCAAGACCUACCAGGCCGAGGAUGGAUCCGGUGUCGGUUCGGCCAUCAUUGCUGCGAUGACAAAGGCGAGGAAGGAGCAAGGCAAAUAUGUUGAGGUGUAA
Molecule: messenger RNA, 1545 nt
Organism: Ustilago hordei
Lineage: Eukaryota; Fungi; Basidiomycota; Ustilaginomycetes; Ustilaginales; Ustilaginaceae
Product: putative hexokinase
Exons: 2
Coding region: 1-1545 (514 amino acids)
Biological process (GO): glucose 6-phosphate metabolic process; intracellular glucose homeostasis; glycolytic process
Cellular component (GO): mitochondrion; cytosol
Molecular function (GO): fructokinase activity; glucokinase activity; ATP binding
Source: RefSeq, a predicted model, not a curated record